Triticum aestivum (bread wheat) is the source of this 1331-nucleotide messenger RNA. RefSeq lists its product as uncharacterized. The record is from RefSeq and is a predicted model, not a curated record. Bases 25 to 891 code for a protein of 288 amino acids. NCBI's taxonomy places the organism in Eukaryota, Viridiplantae, Streptophyta, Magnoliopsida, Poales, Poaceae. The transcript is spliced from 6 exons.
CUCUAUAUCAUACCUCAUUCCACUAUGCCUUCACCUCUUUCUGCAUGCAAACACCCAAACACCAUGAAUUCUGCCCUCACACAUAUCUCCUUCCACUCUCCCUCUUAUUUCAUCCUAAAACAGCGCCCGCAGUCCCGCCACCAGCAUAUCAGCAUCAAGUGGAGGAAGAGGCAACAAUGUUCAGCAAAGCCCAUACGAGCCAUACCAGGCCCGAAUGCAACCGGUGCUUACCGUGGAGGUAAUGCCUUACCAUCUUCACCCCUGACAGAUGUGAUUCAGGAGUUCUACUCCUCCCUCAAUGACAAGGAUAUCACGCGGCUCAACAAGCUGAUUUCCCCUGAUUGCGUCAUCGAGGACACUGCAUACUACAAACCGCUGGACGUCAAGAAUACCCAUACCUACUUCACAAGGCUUAUCAAAGUUAUGGGGAAGAAUGCCAAAUUUGCUAUCGAUGAGGUUUGUCAAGGAGUAGAACCCACUGUUGCAGUAAUGUGGCACCUUGAGUGGCGCGGAGAGAUGAUCCCAUUUGCCAAGGGCUGCAGUUUCUUCAUGUGUUCAGCAAAUGGAGCAGCCCUUCUUAUUAGGAAAGUUCAUAUCUUCGACGAGUCACCCCUGAAACCAGGAAAGCUGGCAUUGGAAAUACUUAAUUUUGUGACCAACGUGUUCGACACAUUCCCAUAUAUAGCUAAAGGUUUCCUAAAGAAUAAAGAAGCACUAGCUCGGUUCUUCGCGAGGUUUUAUAAAUUCUGCGGGCCUUUUAUCGUCCCUCUUGUUGCAUAUUAUACCGACGUCCCUAUUCUUGCAUAUUAUACCCGCUUCUGGUCAUAUGUGGCACAAGGAUUCACUAUGGUGCUCAACAUGCUGUAUAACAUUUUCAAGCGGUUCAUGUAAAGUACUAAUAUCAACAUUCAGAAGAAAAACAAAUCUCGAAGAUACCCUGUGUGGUUGCAAUCAAUUACCGGUAACAUCACGGGUGAAGGAUCAGCGAAGGACCUACAACAACCAGCUGCAGUAUAGAGACCGUCAAUGGCUCAGAAUAUUCCACAUGAUGGUGGUUUGCUUCCCAGAGGCUUCCUACUUUUGCUCCUGUGAAACAGAAAUGGACAUCAUUUCACUCUUCAAAGGAAAUGUCUGUUAGCAUAGGGAUGUAUAUAACCACAGGAUAUUGUUGUAAGAAGAACUGACCAAUACUAUUGUUACAUUCUAAUAUUACGUACUAAUUUGCAGCAUCGAAUAAAAUGCCCCCUAAAUAUUCUGCUUACGAAUUCUUGUGUAACAGCUGCAGUAGCAUCUUACAAUAUUUGCCUAUUUGUGUAGUUGUAGGUUUUUCU